GGACUGCUUCUCUCUUAAGCAAGAAUCACUAUAUUUACCAAAAGCUCGAGUUUGGUCGCACUCUCGCGCACCUACCCAAUGGACUCUUUAACUCUCCUCCGUCGUUCCCAACUUUCAACCUUCUGAUUUCGAUACAAUCCAAACCCUAAUCUAACCCUAAUUCCCAAUUAUUGAAAUUUCUUUGUCUUUCGUAAACCCUACUUUCCUUGAGUUCUUCGACACAAUUUUUCAUUUUUACUGGAUUUGAUUCAUUCAUGGGCCGUAACUCCCUCGCUCCCGGGUUCCGAUUCCACCCGACCGAUGAAGAACUGGUCUGGUACUAUCUGAAGCGUAAGGUGUCUGGGAAAAACUUCCGAUUUGAUCCCAUCUCCGUCAUCGAUAUCUACAAGACAGAGCCCUGGGACCUACCUGGCAAGUCGAAGCUGAAGACGGGGGAUUUGGAGUGGUACUUCUUCAGUUUUUUGGAUAAGAAGUAUGGAAAUUCGUCGAGGACGAAUCGGGCAACUGAAAAAGGGUACUGGAAGACUACUGGUAAGGACCGCCCGGUUCUACACAAUUCCCGGAAUGUCGGGAUGAAGAAAACCCUUGUUUUCCAUAGCGGGAGGGCCCCGAAAGGUGCCAGAACUAAUUGGGUUAUGCAUGAGUAUCGCCUUUCAAAUGAGGAGCUGGAGAAAUCUGGAAUUCCGCAGAAAGAUCCGUAUGUGCUUUGUAGGAUAUUCCAGAAGAGUGGAACGGGACCGAAGAAUGGGGAGCAGUAUGGUGCUCCUAUUGCUGAGGAGGAAUGGGACGAUGAUGAUGUGACUUGUGUACCUGGUGAACUGGCGGCUGAUAAUGUAGUGGUAGUCAGCGGAGGGCCAUAUGUUGAGACAAAUGAUGUCAGCAAUGGGGCAUAUGUUGAAGCGUUUGACAAUGAUCAGAAUUUUGACACAGGCAUUCCAUCUGAAUGUCCUCCAUUGAACUUUUAUUAUGGGGAGACGAGCAACUAUGUUGAGCAUUCUGGGGAGUUUGUUGAUGAUGGUACAACGGCUGUGAUAGGCACUGGGGAAACUACGGAAUACCAUGAAGACCAGAAGUUCUUUGACUUACCAGUGGAUUAUGAGAUGGGUGGAAAGACAGUGAAAGAUGAAUAUUUAACUUCAGAAAAUUGUGAUGACUUGAAAUUCUUUGACGUACCAGAGCACUAUGAGGCAGAUGCAAAACUAGUCAAAGAUGAAUGUUUCAUUGAACCAAGCAAUGAUACGAAUCCUGCUGAUGUCAAUUACCCACUUAAUGAACCUUAUUUUAACACUACUGAAAAUCCACCAGUUGGUGAUGGGCUAUUCCUUGAAACUAAUGAUCUUUCAAAUCCAGUGGAGUCAACUGCAGGCUUUGACAUGCUUGAUGAGUACCUUACAUACUUUGAUGCUGAUGAUGACAUUUCUCAGUAUAUUGAUUUUGAUUCCUGUGGAAUGAUGGGGGUUGAAAAUUCUGUUCCUGACCAAUCUCCAGUUGACCAGAAGCUUGGGAAUGGCGAAACUGAACAACUACCAAUGGGAGUUGAACAUCUUGCACAAGCAGAGGAUACCAAUGAUGCAUCUUCAUCGAAGCAAAAGCCAGAGUUCAAGCUUGAAUCAGAUGUUAACUAUCCCUUCAUCAAAAAGGCCAGUCACAUGAUGUUGGGCAACAUACCCGCUCCACCUGCAUUUGCUUCAGAAUUCCCUGCUAAAGAUGCAAUUCUUCGGCUAAAUUCUGGUGCAGCAUCUUCCAGUUCAGUUCAUCUUACUGCCGGCAUGAUCAGAAUUAGAGACAUAACUUCAAGUGACAACAGGAUGGACUGGUCUUUUGGCAAGGAUGGGGUUGUCAACCUUGUCUUUUCUGUUCAGCUGUCGCAGAAUGACGGCAAUUCUGGCAAUCUGGUGCCAAUGGAUGGCUCUCUCUCUGGAAAGACAGGAUGUGUGGUGAUGCGGGGCUGGUUUUUGUUUAUGUUCUUCUGGGUCCUAUUUCUCUCAAUGAGUUUCAAAAUUGGUAGCUAUGUCUAUACCAGGUGAUGCUUCUCCAGUAAGGGCGUUUUCGAUGGAACAGGUGGGACUAUCUGGUAGUGAAUAUCCCGAGUCUCACUAGGGGAUAGAAUGUUCUUGCAGAUUCGAUAUUUUAGUUUAAUUUGUAUACCGUAUACAAACUUCCGUACCUAGUUAUUUAUACAAACCAUUUGCAUAAGAUGGUAUCACGACUGUGUUCUAUUUUGAAUAGUUAUAUACUGAACGAAUGCAAGACGGAAGUUUUGUUUUAUGUAAUGCUUCAUUGUAAUUUUUUGUUUAAUGUACUAUUUCAUUGUAAUUGAAGCCUAGAAAAACUAUAAUGUAGGGUGUGCUUUUACAACUAUUUUGCUUAUUUUUGUGAA
Prunus persica (peach) is the source of this 2380-nucleotide messenger RNA. RefSeq names its product NAC domain-containing protein 78. The record is from RefSeq and is a predicted model, not a curated record. The transcript is spliced from 6 exons. Lineage: Eukaryota; Viridiplantae; Streptophyta; Magnoliopsida; Rosales; Rosaceae. Gene Ontology annotation, biological process: regulation of DNA-templated transcription. The coding region runs from base 255 to 2027 and encodes 590 amino acids. Gene Ontology annotation, molecular function: DNA binding.